AUGAUAGAACUUUUAAAAGAAGAUGACGCUCCAAAGAAAAUUGGUCAUAUUCAAUUUGGUUUAUUAUCAGAAGAUGAUAUAGUUAGAUUAUCACAUGUUCAAAUUGUUAAUAGAGAAUUAUUUGAUUUAGUAAAGAGAAAACCAACACCAUAUGGUGUAUUAGAUAAUAAAUUGGGUACAAGCGAUAAACAAGCAAUGUGUACAACAUGUGGAUUAAGUAUUGUCGAUUGUGUUGGUCAUUUUGGAUAUAUUAAAUUACAAUUACCAGUUUUUCAUAUUGGAUAUUUAAAGAAUAUUAUGAACAUUUUACAAAUGAUUUGCAAGAGUUGUUCAACCAUUCUAUUGAAUGAAGAGAAGAAACAAUAUUAUCUAAGAAAGAUGAGAAAUAAAAAGAUGGAUAAUCUACAAAGGAAGUCAUUAUUGAAAAAGAUAUUUUUAGAGUGUAGAAAAACCAAAGAAUGUUUGAAAUGCGGUUCAACCAAUGGUAUGAUUAAAAAGAGUGGUGCAUUCAAGAUCAUUCAUGAAAAGUAUAAAGGAAAGACAGAGUCAUUGCAAGACUAUUACGCAUUGUAUGAUGACGCCAUUAAAUACAAUCCAGAGAUGAAAUCACAUAUAAAGAAAGCACAAGACGAUUUGAACCCAUUGGUGGCCUUGAACUUGUUUAAAAAGAUCUCUUAUCAAGAUAUUGAAAUUAUGAAUAUGGAUCCAGUGAUUGGUAGACCUGAAAGAUUGAUCCUAACCUAUAUGUUGGUGCCACCGGUAUCAAUUCGUCCAUCGGUACCAAUGGAUGGUGGUAGUGGCACCAAUGAGGAUGAUUUGACAAUGAAACUAUCAGAGAUAUUGCAUAUCAAUGAACAUAUUAGAUCCAAUGUGGAUAGAGCAGAGAUGUCUGCAAUUAUGGAGGAUUGGGAUUAUUUACAAGCAUCAUGUGCAAUCUAUAUCAAUUCAGAUGUUCCAGGUUUACCAUUACAAAUGAAACCAACCAAAGCAGUACGUGGUUUAUCACAACGUCUCAAGGGUAAGACAGGCAGAUUUCGUGGUAAUCUAUCGGGUAAACGUGUUGAUUUCUCUGGUCGUACUGUAAUUUCACCCGAUCCAAAUUUAAAUAUCGAUGAGGUUGCAGUACCACAAUUGAUUGCAUUGACAAUGACUUAUCCUGAACGUGUAACCGAUUAUAAUAUUGAACGUCUUCAAAAGUAUGUUAUCAAUGGUCCAGAUCGUCAUCCAGGUGCAAACUAUAUCAUCUAUGCCGAUGGUGUAAAGAAAUGGUUGAAAUUUGGUAAUCGUGAAAAGUUUGCAGCAGAAUUGAAAAUUGGUGAUAUCGUGGAACGUCAUAUUAUCGAUGGUGAUAUCAUGUUGUUCAAUCGUCAACCUUCACUUCAUAAACUUUCGAUUAUGUCUCACAAAGCAAGAGUUAUGCCAUGGAGAACACUUCGUUUCAAUGAAUGCGUUUGUACACCUUACAAUGCAGAUUUCGAUGGUGAUGAAAUGAAUAUUCAUUUACCACAAACAGAGGAAGCCAGAGCAGAGGCAACCAUUCUCAUGGGUGUCACUAACAAUUUGAUCACUCCAAGAAAUGGUGAACCAUUGGUUGCAGCAACUCAAGAUUUUCUUACUGCUUCCUAUUUGAUUUCACGUCGUGAUGCUUUCUAUGAAAGAUACCGUUUCGCUCUAAUGUGUACUCACUUUGCAGAUGCAAAUGAACAUAUCGAUUUACCACCACCUGCCAUUUUGAAACCAGUUGAACUUUGGACAGGUAAACAAAUUUUCGAAGUACUCUUACGUCCAUCGGUCAAAUCACAUGUUUUAUGCAAUUUUGAAACUCGUUCACGUACCUAUUCAAAGAAUCUCUAUAUGUGUCCAAAGGAUGGUUAUGUUUAUUUUAGAAAUUCCGAAUUAAUGUGUGGUUCAAUCGAUAAAUCAAUCAUUGGUGGUGGUAAUAAGAAUUCAUUGUUUCAUAUUCUCAUGAGAGAUUUCUCACCAACCAUAGCUGCCAAUUGUAUGACACGUUUAGCAAAACUUUGUGCUCGUUUCCUUGGUGAUCAAGGUUUUUCAAUUGGUAUACCCGAUAUUAAACCAGCCGAAGAUUUAGAUAGAAAGAAACGUGAAAUCAUUGAAACUGCCUACAAGAAAUGUGCAGUAUUCUUAAAGGAUUAUGAAAGUGGUAGUUUACAAUUAAGUAGUGGUUGCUCGAUGGAACAAACAUUUGAGGCGAAAAUGAAUCAAACUCUAUCACAAAUUCGUGAUGAUUGUGGUAAGCUUUGUGUUAAUGAUUUACCAAAUUACAAUUCACCAUUGAUUAUGGGUCUAUGUGGUUCAAAAGGUUCAAACAUUAAUAUUGCUCAAAUGAUCUGUUGUGUAGGUCAACAGAUUGUCAAUGGUACUCGUAUUCCAAAUGGUUUCACCAAUAGAACUACACCACAUUUCAAACAUUUUGCAAAGAAUCCAAAAUCAAAAGGUUUCGUUUCAAAUAGUUUCUAUACUGGUAUGAUUCCAACAGAAUUCUUUUUUCACACUAUGGGUGGUAGAGAGGGUUUGGUAGAUACUGCUGUAAAAACUGCUGAAACUGGUUAUAUGCAACGUCGUCUAAUGAAAGCUUUAGAGGAUCUUUCAACUCAUUAUGAUUAUACUGUACGUGAUUCAAUUGGUGGUAUUGUUCAAUUCAUUUAUGGUGAUGAUGGUUUAGAUCCAGCAGGUAUGGAAGCAAAAGAUAGACCUGUAGAUUUCCUCCGUGCAAUGAUGAGUGUUAAAUCAACUCGUCAAUGUAGAAAUGAACCAGAAAUGAAACCAUUUGAAAUUCGUAAACUCGUUGAAUCCAUUAUUGACAGCUCUAAAUUUGAAGCUUGUACAGAUUUAUUCAAAAAUGAAAUUAGAGUUUUCUUUAAUGGUAAUGAAAAAACAAAAGGUUAUAUUCAAGAAUUAAUUAGUUUACGUAAACAAUUUAAAUUAUCAUCUUUUGAUUUAAAUGAUAAUGAAGAUGAAAUUAUUAUUGAAGAUAAUUCUCCAAUGGAUAUUAGUACUACUACUACUACUACCACCACCACCACUACAAAUAAUGCAGUUAAAAUAACUAAUAUCACCACAGAUAUUGAAAUGAAUGAAAGUAAUAAAGAAGAAAAUGAUAAAAUUGAAAAAGAAAGAAUUGAAAAAGAAAAAGAAUCAAAAAGAUUAAAAUUAUUAGGUGAACGUUUUGCAAAUGAACAUGUUGUAAAUCAAAUUCAUAGAAUUACUAAAACUCAAAUCGAAUUAUUUUUAGAUAUUUGUUUAGAUAAGUACAGUAGAGCUAGAAUUGAACCAGGUACAGCAGUUGGUGCAAUUGGUGCUCAAUCAAUUGGUGAACCAGGUACUCAGAUGACUUUGAAAACUUUCCAUUUUGCUGGUGUAGCUUCUAUGAAUGUAACAUUGGGUGUACCUAGAAUUAAAGAGAUUAUCAAUGCCGCUAAAAACAUUUCAACUCCGAUCAUUACCGCAAGUUUAAAUUGUGACUAUGAUAUUAGAUCUGCAAGAAUUGUAGCUGGUCGUAUUGAAAAGACUACAUUGGGUCAUGUUGCAACACACAUUAAAGAGGUGGUAAAAAGAGCAGGUUGUUAUCUUUCAAUUAAAAUCGAUAAAAACUUUGUAGAUUCAUUACAAUUGGAAAUCAAUUCAAAAACUAUCAGUCAAUCAAUUGCCUCCACCAAAGGUUUGAAAUUAAAACCCGAACAAAUCACUACCAAUGGUGAUUACAAACUUAGAAUCGUACCUCCAGCCAAUAUCAGAGAGGGUUCUUUAUAUUAUUUACAAUUCUUAAAGAAUAAUUUACCAGCAGUAAUUGUUAAAGGUAUUCCAACGGUCAAUCGUGUUGUCAUUUCAAAGGUUGAUGAAAAACAAGAACGUUAUCAACUUUUGGUCGAAGGUUAUGAUUUACGUGCUGUAAUGGCUACACCUGGUAUCAAAGGUACUCAUACAACUAGUAAUCAUAUUAUGGAAUGUGAAAAUACUUUGGGUAUUGAAACAGCUCGUAAUACCAUUAUGUCUGAAAUCGAUAUGAUUAUGACAAGUCAUGGUAUGUCCAUCGAUAUUCGUCAUGUUAUGUUAUUGGCUGAUCUCAUGUCUUUCAAGGGUGAAAUCUUGGGUAUCACUCGUUUCGGUAUCGCUAAAAUGAAGGAAUCCGUACUUAUGUUGGCUAGUUUUGAAAAGACUACCGAUCAUCUUUUCGAUGCUGCCGUACAUCACCGUCAAGAUGAUAUCGUUGGUGUUUCUGAAUGUAUCAUUAUGGGUGUUGUUAUUCCUUUGGGUACAGGUUUAUUCAAAUUACUCCGUAAAUCAAAUAAAAAUAAUUUACCAAAGAAAUCUUUACUCUUACAAGAUUAA
Messenger RNA from Dictyostelium discoideum AX4, 4353 nucleotides. RefSeq names its product RNA polymerase III, largest subunit (gene rpc1). The transcript has 2 exons. Lineage: Eukaryota; Evosea; Eumycetozoa; Dictyosteliales; Dictyosteliaceae. Bases 1 to 4353 code for a protein of 1450 amino acids. The record is from RefSeq and is a predicted model, not a curated record.